This is a messenger RNA of Pygocentrus nattereri (red-bellied piranha), 4402 nucleotides long. RefSeq names its product immunoglobulin-like domain containing receptor 1b (gene ildr1b). Gene Ontology annotation, molecular function: high-density lipoprotein particle receptor activity. The record is from RefSeq and is a predicted model, not a curated record. The coding region runs from base 934 to 2595 and encodes 553 amino acids. Gene Ontology annotation, cellular component: plasma membrane. NCBI's taxonomy places the organism in Eukaryota, Metazoa, Chordata, Actinopteri, Characiformes, Serrasalmidae. The transcript has 8 exons.
UUCUUAAAUAUGGCACAGUGGCACAGCAUAUGUUGUCACCGUGACAUGUUUUCUUUAGUCCAGCUUUUUCCGUUCAAAACAAAGUCAUCUCCACACAGCAGCGGCAGCUUAGAGGAGAGUUCCUGAAAAAAUAUCUGGACCAUGGAGAGUAAAGCAGCGAUAUAAACAUGCGGGGUGAGGGUUUACUCUAGAUAUUUCAGGUCUAAAUUGUUUUAAACUUCACAGAAAAUAACCAGACCUUAUCUCAGGUCAAGGUUUUUCAGCUAGGGGUGCCCAGCCAGCACUGCCCCUGGAGAGGCUGUUCACCCUCCAGAGCUACGAUCCUAACCCGAGAACACCUGACCCUGGAAGCAGCGUGAUAUGAGAGGUCAGGGUAAGAAGGAGUGCGGUUUAGUGGAAAUAAAGUUUUGAGGAGCAGCAGGAUCUCCAGGAGAUUCGAAUUCAACAUGGGCACGAUCGGCCACGCGUAGAGAAAAGAGGACCACCCCUGCAAUGAGGCCUCGACUUCCAAACAGGGUUAGCAAACAGCACAGCGCCGCCCUGUGGUGAAGAGUCAGAGGUUACAGACCGUAAAUUCUUUCAUGCACGUCUUCUCAUGAAGUCCAGCGAUAAUUGUGGCUCACAGGGGCAAUGAAACGCAAUGAAGGUAGCAUUAAAAACCGAAGAAACGCAGAGCAGAAAGCGCAGUGGGGCCGAGCACCUGUUCGCGGUGACGUCACGGCGGGUGGGGGGAGGUGCGGCGCGGAGCUGAGGGCCUGAGACUGAGAGACACCUGUACUGUGCACAAGCGGACACGGCGUGUUUACUCGAAAUACCUCCCCGCCGGACUAUGGAGGAGGCCUCUGUCAGAUGACUCACUGAAGCAGAACAGUCAGCUUUCUUGAAAUUUGAUGAACAAUUCCUGGAGAAACUUCCGUGUGACGCAACGCAGCCAUGGAGAAGAGGAGGAGGUCGGUAGCCGCGCUCUUCUGCUGCCUUCACCUCACAGAACUGCUGGCCAUCCAGGUGACAGUUCCCUAUACAGAGAGGAGCACAACUCUGUUUGCCUCCAUCAUCCUGCGUUGUGAUUACUCAACUUCAGCCAACCAACAGGAUGUGCUGGUUACAUGGCGCUACAAGUCCUUCUGCCUGGACCCAGUGUUGCAGUAUUACUCAACAGCUUACCAAGCAGCUCUGACUCUGGGACAGGACCCAGCCAACGACUGCCCAGAUCGACAACGCACUGUCCGCACGGUCAUCCAGAAGAGGGGCAUUAAUGAACCCAUACUGGGGGCAGAUUAUCGAGAACGCAAGAUCACCAUCCAAAACAAAGCAGAUCUGGUCAUCACUGAGGUCAUGUGGUGGGACAAUGGCAUGUACUUCUGCUCCAUUGAUGCAGCUGGAGACACCGUAGGAGACUCUGAUAAGGAAAUCAAGCUCAUUGUGUACCACUGGUUGACAGUGCUGUUGAUCAUCAUUGGGGCAUUGCUGCUGAUCAUACUCUUCGGUGUCUGCUGCUGUCAGUGCUGUCCUCAGAAAUGCUGCUGCUAUGUACAAUGUCCCUGCUGUCCCAAGACAUGCUGCUGCCCAGAGAAAAUGGUGAUGCAACACAGGAUGAUGCGCGAAGCUCAGAAAGCCAUGGCUCCUUGGCUCCACGGCCAACCCAUCUAUUCUCCCAUUGGCUCUAAUGGGUCCUCUCAGGCGAACCCUUUGCUCUACUCAGGAUCUUUUUCUGAGUACCCUUCUAAACACAAUAUGCCAAUGGGGCCAAUGGUUAUGCCUCCACCCCAACCUGGGCCUCCUAUGAUACUUCCACAUGGAGUCCAAGCCAAUGGCAGCAUACAUGGGAGUAUGCAGGGUGGCAUGUAUGGUACCAACCAGAUGCUGGACUUCCUGGAGAAUCAGGUGAGGGGGAUGGAUGUAGGAGCUCCACUUCUCCAGACUCAGCCUCAGUAUGUGGCAGCUCCUCUUCAAGCUCUGCCUCAUCAGCAAAUAGCCCUUCCACCACAGCCUGUACAGCCCACACAGCCACUAACACAGGCUGUGCCCUUCACCCCUGGGCCACCCAGUAUGCUCUCAGCCCUGGAUGAGAUGGGUGUGCAUGGCGUGGAGCGCAGGGUCAUUCAGCUGCCCCCCAUUGUGGGCCGAGCCCCAAGCCUGCCCUCUCGCAGAGCCCCAAGGGAUAACCGUGGGGCACUGCGCUUCUCCAGUCAGUCCAGCAGUAGCUCCAACCGUACAGGCCAUUACCGUGAUGACUCAAGGCGGGAUCCUGGGUCAUCACGGCGCGGGAUCCUGCGCAGUCAUAGUGACGACUCAGACUGGGACGACAGGCGGGGGAGGGGAUCAAAGGGACGCAGGGGAGGUUCAGGUGGAGAGCGUCCCUCACGCCCACGAGCACGCAGCAAAGAUGAGCUGAUAGAGGAGCUGCAGCGGGCAAAUCCUCGCCGUGGCUCCUGGAGCUCAGAAGAGGACAGUCACAGAGGAGCUGCAAGCUCACGGGACAGAGGCUGGCCUGAGAAACCACCCAGCUACUCCUCCAUUGAGAUCCAGGCUGGCCACAGUAGGAGGACCAACUCGGAUAAGAGCUCUCGCAGUGGCGUCAGUGUUGUGAUCUGAAGCAUUGUCCUGCUUGAUCCUGUAUUUUCACCCAGUCUCUUCAGUGGAUGCUUAAAUUAGAAUGGCCAAGUUUCAGUAAAUGGGAGGCAUUCCAAAGUUUUCUGUAGAAAGUCACUGUCAAAGAGUGAACAGCCUUAGGCCAGUGGUAGAAGAGGAUGUUGAAUGAUAGUUUUAAAAGUUUUGUAAUUUUAAUUCAUAGAUUUUCCUACCUUUUUAUAAUUUUUAAAAAUGUUUUUUAUUUUUAGAUUUUAUUUGUUUGCUUUUACAAUUCGAGUGCUGUCAUGCAGUGCUAAUAUUUAAUACUAAAUAAUUGCCUUAAAAAGCUAUGAUUCAAUUUCAGUAUAGAGUUUUUGUGUUUACAUGUAUCUGUUUUGUGUUCAGUUUGGUGGUGGGUUUUUUUGUCUUUGAUAUGAAGGAAAACUACAUGCAUACAUUUGUUUAAUGGAAAUCCCACAGAUUUUUGAAUGAUAUAUAUAGCACACACUGACAUGUAUAAAGUCCUUUAGAGUGGUUUAAGAAAACGUACUAAGAACCUGAUUGUAAUGUCACAAAUACACAAAUAUAAUCUUAUACACAUGUAUUCAGAGUUUUCAUAUGUAAUGUUAUGAUAGAAUAGUAAAUCUGAAAAAAAUGUUUUCUUUUGUUACUAUAUUCCCUUAAAACGUCCUGUAUUCACUUCUCUGUCAUGAAUGGAUUAGGAAAAAAAAGUUUUAAGCCAACGCCUUAUUCUCAUUAAUCAGUGUACUCGCAACCCUUUCAUGUAAUAACUUUCUGUGAGGUAGAUUUUUUGAAGCAUUAAGCGAUUCAGAUGUCUGGUUCCUGUAACCACCACUGUGAACAAUUCUUACUUGGUAAGUUUAAGUAGAAUGGAAUAAUCUGCAUCAGACCACCCAGAUAACUUUGAUAACAUUUUAACCUUUUAAUGAUAUAGAAUUUUUGAAAAGCUGGUGGAAUUCCCCUCUAACGUAUGCCUUACAUUUCUCCCUACAUUUCCUCUGACUUCUUUAUUAUGAAUGACCUUCAGACCACGUGGUAUUCCACAAAGUAGGAUUUCCCAGUAAGUUGGAUAAAUUAAGUCAGAAGUUGGGAAUGUUCCUUCUCCUGUUGGACAGGCCAACUGACAAGUCUUGCUUUGUAAAAUACCCCUCACAUGUGUGGUCUUGUACUUGUUCUCCAGAGUUACUCAGUCUGCAAACUGGGCCCAUUUACACCCCGCCCCCCUCAACUUUUAUGCAGCCUUACGUUUAUUUUCAAUUUAUUACUUUUCUCUCUUCUUUCUGUAAAUACUCCUCGUCAGUUUGCUCUGCUCCACUGGCACACAAAAGUAACACUGGAUGAAAAGGGGAUGAUUUGUGUGUUGCGUGUGCUUAGAAGCAAGGCAGCUUGUUUCAGAGAGUCAAAGUGGAGACUUGAGCCAGCUGUGAAGGAAUUUAGAGGUCAUUUGAAUGUGGACAUGAAUACAUACAUUUGUGUGGCCAAAUUCAGACUCUGUGGUAACAAAUUGAAGCCUGUGUACAUCCCAAAUAUUAAAAAGCGACAUGCGAGUCGGCACAAGCACUGAGUUAUAUUCCUCACCUCAGCCUGUGCCUCAGUUACCUUUGGCUCCUUAACAGUGGAGUCAUUUUUUAUGGCUUCAGAUUAGCUGUUUAACUAAUAUUGCACAUAUUUUGCUAGGUACAGCAGUCUGGCUGUGGUUACAUAUGAAGUAUAGUUGUGGGGCACAUUUGUGUGCUUACUUUCUGUCUUUUUUAAAUACAUUAUCUGUGACUAGUAAUUAAUAAACAAAUGGAAAUCGGAACCACCAUAA